UUGAAGAAAGGAAGUACACUUUAGACGAUCUGAUCUGAUUAAAAUCAAGGAAUUAAAUGCAACAUCUUCGUCAGCUGGAGUUUUAUUCAGGGAUUGGCGCAUUAUGCCGCCGAGCUUGCCGAUUGGAACGUUGAGAUCGUCAAAGCUUUUGACAUUAACACAGUAGCGAAUGAGAUUUAUAAACACAAUUUCAACCCAAAAAUCGUUGGACAGGUUUGACUUACCCUUUCAACUGUUGGUACAUCAAGUUACGGUUGUAGCUCACGUAUGUCAUAGAAUCUUAUAGAGACUUUAUCAACAAAGUACUAUGACGAUAUUGCAGCUGAUGUUUGGACCAUGUCGCCACCUUGUCAACCUUACACAAGAGUCGGUUUACAGCAGGGCAGUGAGGAUGCUCGUGCAAAAAGUUUUUUGCACUUAUUAAAAGUGCUUACGGAAAUGAAGAAUAAGCCCAAGUACAUUUUACUUGAAAAUGUGAAAGGGUUUGAGGAAUCUGAUUCACACGAUCUGUUACUUGAGACCCUAAAUCAAUGCGGUUACGACUAUCAAGAGUUCCUAUUGACACCACUGCAACUAGGUAUCCCAAAUUCUAGAAUGAGAUAUUAUCUGCUAGCAAAAUUGAAGCCAUUACAAUUUGCACAUCCUGUGACGAAGGAUAUCAUCAAUUACAUUCCUUUAUCAGAAAAUCUGUCAAAAGAAUUUGUAGAUUCCAGAAAUUUGAAUGAUGAAGAAAAGCUCGCAUGUAAAGCAGCAAGUAGUAUCGAUCCUUUGUCGAAAUUUCUGGAGCAUGAGAUCCAUUUUGAGAAGUACCUUGUGCCUGAUAAAGUUUUGUUGAAAAAUAGCCAUGUUUUCGAUAUUGUCAAACCUGACGGGUAUCGCAGCUGUUGUUUCACAAAAGGUUAUUAUCAUUAUGCUCAAGGGACUGGAUCUAUCUUGCAGAUGAAUAUGGAUGUCAAUACGGAAGAGACAUUUAGUAGGGCAAACGAAUAUAAAGGAAUCGAUGACGAGAAACAGCUAAGGUUACUACGUGGGCUCAAACUAAGAUAUUUUAGUCCUAGGGAGGUUGCUAACCUUAUGGGAUUUCCUGAAAAGUUUGAGUUUCCUGCUUCUAGUAGUAUUAAACAAAGAUAUCGAACUCUGGGUAAUAGUAUAAAUGUUAAGGUGGUAUCAGAAUUGAUGCGAUAUCUUGUAAAAGAGAAUCAUUCUAGUAUGUAAUAAAGGAUUCUAUUUUAAUCCCUUUUAAAAGUUUCAAAGGUAGCUAUUACUUGCUAAACAGCAGCCUGCAAAAUACCAGGAUCUCGUUACGGACAGAUCAGAGUCUUGGGUCUUUCUCU
Messenger RNA from Mycotypha africana, 1334 nucleotides. RefSeq names its product S-adenosyl-L-methionine-dependent methyltransferase. Gene Ontology annotation, molecular function: methyltransferase activity. The coding region runs from base 337 to 1215 and encodes 292 amino acids. The record is from RefSeq and is a predicted model, not a curated record. NCBI's taxonomy places the organism in Eukaryota, Fungi, Mucoromycota, Mucoromycetes, Mucorales, Mycotyphaceae. The transcript has 5 exons.